This is a messenger RNA of Haliotis rufescens (red abalone), 1542 nucleotides long. RefSeq names its product mediator of RNA polymerase II transcription subunit 15-like. Lineage: Eukaryota; Metazoa; Mollusca; Gastropoda; Lepetellida; Haliotidae. The coding region runs from base 1 to 1542 and encodes 513 amino acids. The transcript has 7 exons. The record is from RefSeq and is a predicted model, not a curated record.
AUGCAGACAGCAGAAGCCAGAAAACACGAGCCAGACAGCAGGAGCCAGAAAACAGGAGCCAAACAUCAGGAACCAGAGAACAGGAGCCAGAAACCAGGAGCCAGACAGCGGGAGCUAGACAGGACCUGGACAGCAGGAUCAAGAAAACGGGAGACAGACAGAGCCAGACAGGAGGAGCAAGACAGUAGGAACCAGACAGCAGGAGCCAGAGAGGAGCAGCUAGACAGAAGAGCCACACAGCAGGAGCCAGAAAGCAGGAUCCAGACAGCAGGAGCCGAGAAAGUAGGAGCCAACAGGAGCAAGAAAGCAGGGUCAGAUAGCAGGAGCCAGACAGCAGGAGCCAGAAAGUACGAGCCAAACAGGAGCCAGAUAGCAGAGACAGACUGCAGGUGCCAGACAGCAGGAGCCAAAAAGCAGGAACUACAAAACAGGAGCCAGCCAGCAGGAGCCAGAAAACAGGAGCCAGACAGAGCCAGACAGCAGGAGCAAGACAGUAGGAACCAGACAGCAGGAGCCAGAGAGGAGCAGCUAGACAGAAUAGCCACACAGCAGGAGCCAGAAAGCAGGAUCCAGACAGCAGGAGCCGAGAAAGUAGGAGCCAGAGCCAGCCAGCAGGAGCCAGAAAACAGGAGCCAGACAACAGGAACCAGACAACAGGAGCCAGAAACCAGGAGCCAGACAGCGGGAGCUAGACAGGACCCAGACAGGAGGAUCAAGAAAACAGGAGCCAGGCAGCAGGAUCCAGAAAACCGAGCCAGACAACAGGAACCAGACAACAGGAGCCAGAAACCAGGAGCCAGACAGCAGGAGCUAGACAGGACCCAGACAGGAGGAUCAAGAAAACAGGAGCCACACAGCAGGAUCGAGAAAGGAGGAGCUAAACAGGAGCCAGACUGCAGGAGCCAGACAUCAGGAGCCAGACGGAGCCAGAAAAUACGAGCCAAACAGGAGCCAGAUAGUAGAGCCAGACUGCAGGUGCCAGACAGCAGGAGCCAAAAAGCAGGAACUACAAAACAGGAGCCAGAUAGCAGGAGCCAGAAAACAGGAGCCAAACAACAGGAGCCAGAAACCAGGAGCCAGACAGCGGGAGCUAGACAGGACCCAGACAGUAGGAUCAAGAAAAAAGGAGCCAGACAGAGCCAGAGAGGAGCAGCUAUACAGAAGAGCCACACAGCAGGAGCCAGAGAGGAGCAGCUAUACAGAAGAGCCACACAGCAGGAGCCAGACAGCAGGAGCCACACAGCAGCAGCCACACAGCAGGAGCCAGAAAGUAGGAGCCACAAAGUAGGUACCAGAAAGCUGAGCCAGACAGAAGGAGCAAGAAAGCAGGGUCAGAUAGCAGUAGCCAGAGAGCAGGAGCCAGAAAGGAGGAGCCAAACAGGAGCCAGACUGCAGGAGCCGGACAUCAGGAGACAGACGGUAGGAUGCAGACAGCAGAAGCCAGAAAACACGAGCCAGACAGCAGGAGCCAGAAAACAGGAGCCAAACAUCAGGAACCAGACAACAGGAGCCAGAAACCAGGAGGCAGACAGCGGAAGCUAG